Molecule: messenger RNA, 553 nt
Organism: Hydra vulgaris (swiftwater hydra)
Lineage: Eukaryota; Metazoa; Cnidaria; Hydrozoa; Anthoathecata; Hydridae
Source: RefSeq, a predicted model, not a curated record
GUUAUUUUAUAAUUUUAGAAUGCAAAAACCAGCUUGCUUCAGUUCUGAAAAUGAUGGUAUAUUCUGGCAAGAAAUUGAUAUACGUGUAGGAGCAGUUCUGGGUCACCACAUUUUAAGUGGAGAACUAUACGUCGUACACAGAAACCAGAAAUCAUAUUUAAAAUUUGAUAAUACUUAUAAAAAGUGGUUAGCUGUUACAAAUCAUGAAUUUGAAUUUAACAUCACCAGAAAUAUUAAUUGGACACGUUUGAAAACAUUAGAGGGAAACUACGACCAAGUUGUUUUGUUCGGAACAAACCAAUGGAUGGGUAACGCAAGCGGGCUAUAUAUUCAAAAAAUUGGUGAUAAGAUCUGGACUCAAAGAGCUAAAUGGAGUGUUUAAAUAAGUUCUCCAGUUUUCAAAGUAAUCCCUUAAAAAAUGUGUUUAUUAAUGAGUUUUAUUUUUUUUUUAUUGUUUUGGGAGUUACGGAUUUUAGACUACAACUAUUUUUAUUUUAGAGAAUUAUUAAAGAAAAUAUUUUUUAUUUAAUUUAGUUAAUAUGACCAAAAUGUC